AUAUAUAUAUAACUAUUAGUUACUUCUAGUAUGAUAUACAUUUAUAAGUAUAUGUAUGACGCUUAAUAGAAAGCUGUAAUCAAAAUAUCAAUGUCAAAAUUAAAAUAUAUUAUAUCAACAUAAUGACAGCGAAUUAUUAUUUUGCAAUUGUCGGACAUACUGACAAUCCUUUAUUUGAAAUUGAAUUCAAUAAUUCUGGGAAAGAUACGAAGAAAGAAGAUUAUACACAUUUAAAUCAAUUUAUUGCACAUGCUGCUCUAGAUCUUGUAGAUGAACAUACUUGGAAAACUACAAAUAUGUAUUUAAAAGUUGUAGAUAAAUUUAAUCAGUGGUUUGUAAGUGCUUUUGUUACUGCAACUCAUAUACGAUUUGUUAUGGUACAUGAUAGUAAAAAUGAAGAUGGUAUAAAAAAUUUUUUUAAUGAAAUGUAUGAAAUGUAUAUAAAGUAUUCUAUGAAUCCAUUUUAAUUAAACACACCUAUUAAAUCUAUUGGUUUUGAGAAAAAGGCACAAUUAUAUGGCAGAAAAUAUUUAUCAUCCUAAGUAUUUAUUAUUAUAUUUUAUUUUUAAAGUUCAUAUAAUAACAAAUCUAAUAUUAUCAUUUAGAAAUUUGAUGUUUGUAUGUUUGUAGUAUGUAUUACUUAUAUACAUUAUUUGUAUUCUUAAUAUUAAAUAUGUACACAUAUAAAGCAACUUUAAAUAUAAAAAUUUAUCAUUUAAAAAAUUUAUAUAAUAUCAAAGUAAAACUAGAAAAUAUAAUAAAACAUCACUAAAAAUAUUGAAAUAAUUUUUAACAUAUAUAAAUUUUAUAUAAAUGAUUAAAAUUGUAAAUAAAAAACAAUGUAAUUAAUUAUACAAAAAGAAUAUUGUAUCAUAAUAAAUAAUAUAGAAAUUGAGAAAAUAAAAUUGUCCUUUAUAAUCAAAA
This is a messenger RNA of Apis florea (little honeybee), 924 nucleotides long. RefSeq names its product trafficking protein particle complex subunit 2 (gene Trs20). The record is from RefSeq and is a predicted model, not a curated record. Gene Ontology annotation, biological process: endoplasmic reticulum to Golgi vesicle-mediated transport. NCBI's taxonomy places the organism in Eukaryota, Metazoa, Arthropoda, Insecta, Hymenoptera, Apidae.